Molecule: messenger RNA, 1612 nt
Organism: Patiria miniata (bat star)
Lineage: Eukaryota; Metazoa; Echinodermata; Asteroidea; Valvatida; Asterinidae
Product: brain-specific homeobox protein homolog
Exons: 3
Coding region: 441-1427 (328 amino acids)
Biological process (GO): central nervous system development; neuron differentiation; regulation of DNA-templated transcription
Molecular function (GO): DNA-binding transcription factor activity, RNA polymerase II-specific; DNA binding
Source: RefSeq, a predicted model, not a curated record
GUCUCGAUGCGCUACUACUGAAUAAUUAAUUACCUCUGGGUAGGUUUUUACUGCGUGCAUCGAGUUCGAUUUUUUUUCCCUCGGGAGGAGGGGAAAAUAAAUAGAACGAAUUGAUAGGAUUAGAGUUUCAGACAGGCGAUUAACGCCUUGCUGUCAUUCAGGGAGCUGUGUUAGACCACUUAAAUACCGGGGCGUAAUUCGCUCUAAGCCUCACUGAUGUGUCGGCCACUUUCUGGGCAUUACGUGAGUUGAGACUGGUCUCAUCCUUGAGGUCCUAAACAAGAUUUCUGUCGAUCUUGCUAAUAAGCUUUGAGGGAUCUUCCUACCCCAGUAGUCUUUUAGUUGGAAGGAAAAGUGAUUGAGUGUUGUGAUUCUUGAGGUCGUUUGGCUCAACGGCGACUGCAACAAGUUCAGACUUGAAUCAACAGGUGUCUACUAUCAUGUUGAGUCCGGAGGCGUACCCCACGCUGUACCCCUUCUCGCCCCCUGUUUGGCCCGGUGCUGUCCUGUCUCAGCUUCCCUACCGUGCCAUGAUACUCACCCAUCCUCACGCGUACACAACGUCGUCUAAACGACACCGUCAUCGAGGUCAGCGCCGAAACAGGCCGUCAUCGUUCACCAUCGAUGCCAUCUUGGGUCUUCGAGAGGAGGACACAGACACGAAGCACUACGAGGGAGCGGUCGACGAGCCCGACCUCCGCCGGCAAUUGGCCACAUCGGACGGCAUCAAAGUACCGAGCCUCCACCGCUCGCUGCCUGCCGCUCAUAUCGCUCUCUAUCCGGGAUCGACGUACUUUGCUCCGCCGCUUUCAGGUGGCCGAACCAUCUUGAGAUCUGACGAAUUUGGCGAGAAAGUAAAGGACUUCAACUUUUUGGAACCGUUUAAAGCAACCGACAGCGACCGAAAAAUAAAAGACAGACACGAGAUGUGUCCCGGCAUGGAGCGAGCGGUUCCCCCUGAUAUGGACUGGCGCUCGGAGGUACCCGAGCUGACCAGCAAACCCAAGCGGGUACGGACCAUCUUUACCCAGGAACAGUUGGACCGGCUGGAGACUGAGUUUGCCCGGCAGCAGUACAUGGUUGGCACGGAGAGACUGUACCUGGCAGCGCAGCUCGACCUGUCUGAAUCGCAGGUCAAAGUGUGGUUCCAGAACCGACGCAUCAAGUGGCGCAAGCAGAAUCUGGAGAGCCAACAGGAGAAGCUUGCCCAGUACCGCGCCAUGCGGGAGAAAGAGAGACAGGCCCGCGCCCAAGACAAGGACGAUCAACUAGCGGAGACAAGGACAACGGAUGACGUCACUGAUGACGUCACUGAUGAGGACAAGACCAGCCGAGAUGAGGGCGUGGCCUUCAUGACAGCAGAGGAUUCUACAUCCAUUUGUAGUGCCAAGUCGUCUGUCGGUAUCCCAGCUCCAGACCCAGUGUGAAGCCAAGUGUCGCUACAGCAACAGACAUUAUUAUUUGGAUCUUUACAUCCUGCAGUAUGGACAAUGAUAAGAAUUAUAGAAUUAUUGUCGGGUCAAAAAUAUUUCGAAACUGUAAAAAUAUUUAUAUAUAUAUAUAUAUAUCCCAUAACCAAACGUGGGCCGAUCUUUUUCGUUCGAUGUCUCAU